AAUUAAUUAAUUUAAAACAAACAUUAAAUGAUUAUGAUUUAUCAAAAUAUAAGCAACAUCAAAGGUUCACUAAAAGGGUUAUAGGUGUAAUAUGUCCCUCAACUAUGACGUUUUAUCAAACAUGCCCCUCUACUAUUUUUUACAUCAAAUAUGCCCCUGUACUUUGAAAAAAUUAUCAAACAUGCCCUUUUGUUAAAAUUUUCAUUGAAAAAAUCGUCAAUCAUGGUUGAAUUGAGGUUUAGACGACCUGGCAUCGGCAAAUGGGAGAGAAAAUGUCAGUUUUGUCCCCUGUUUUAUUUCUCUGGGUCUUUUCAAAGUGAAAUUAUUUGAAUGAUUUGAUUAUAAAAAAAACCAAAAAAAUUCUAAAGUGAAUUUAUUCGGGAUAUUUUAGUCAUUUGUGUCGCCCAAACUAAAGUUCGGCCUUGGCUAACGGUUUUUGGAUGAAAAAUUUUAACAAAGGGGCAUGUUUGAUCAUUUUUACAAAGUACAGGGGCAUGUUUGAUGUAAAACAUAGUUGAGGGGCAUGUUUGAUAAAACGUCAUAGUAGAGGGGCAUAUUAUACCUAUAACCCUUCACUAAAAUAAUGGUAAAUAAAACAAAAUAUGAUGAAACAAACCUACCCAUGCUAAGUCGUUAGUUAUUAUUAUGAGAGGGGCAACAAUUCAACAAGAGUAAAUGUCAACCUUCAAUUUGAGCUUUGGGUUGAUAUAAUGUAUUAAAUAAUUUUGAAUUACUUUAUUCAAGUAGCUCUAAACUAUUCGAAAUAAAUUUUUUUAUACUUUUAGUAAAAAGUUGUGUUUUUUUCCUAUUGAAUGCUAGGCACAUUAGGGUAAAAUUUCGAACCAUAUGUAACGUCGUAACUCAGAUGGUUGAAGAUUAAGCCUAUCCAAUUAGAAAUUGAAUACAUCAAAGACAAAGUUACAUGUAGUCAUCAGAACCCAUACAUGAUGGUAAGAAAGAGAUAUAAACAAUCGAAAUCGUCUCCGAAUUUUUUGGCUUAUUUAUUCGAAAGUUGUCCAAUUUUUUUCAUUUACCUUUGUCUCUUCAGAAUUAAUUUUGCCAACAAACAAAACAACUUCUCCUUCUCUUUUUUCCUCAAUCCUCAGAGGAAGAUCAUCAAAUUCGAUUAGAGAUAGAUCAUUAGAUCUCUCCUUCCUCGCAUAUUCAUACAACAGCUUUGGCCCUGAACGAUAAGGGACAAAAGCAAGACACAAGAUAUCAUAAAUGGUACAUAUCAUAAAAUUGGUGAUUAGUUUUGUUCCUUUUUCUUAGUAUUACCAUUCCCUUUUAAAAUUUUGCAAGCUUUUUUUUCAGAUUUAGGGAGAAGAAAAGAGGUUUGAGAAAGAAGUGAGAUUAUGGGAAGAAAGAUAGAUCACCAAAACCAUCAGCCACAAUUCCCAGGGAGACAUCCAGGUUGCAUGUGGGGGAUACUUCAUGUCCUCAAGUACCAACGUUGGCGUUACAUCAAGAAACGCCUUCCUCAUCGAAGACCCUCUUCUACUCCGCAAGACGACGAUCAUCAACACCCUAUCGGGUUCCAUGGCGAAGGAGGUUACCACGACAAUUAUGGUUGGAAAGGAAGUGUUGAAACUCAAACGCAAUCGAACAAUGCUUACAAUAAUAAUCAAGGCUCGGUUGGCGACGAGAAAACAACCAAAUCAAAUUCCUCGACGAAGAGUUCUAUCAGAUCGAGAUUGAAAUCGCUCAUAUCCGACGAGCUUUAUCGAAAGAAAGGCAGCCAACAUCGCCGAAGUUAUACAUGUCCUGUUGGAGAACAACAGCAGCAACACCAACAACAACAACAUCAUGUUACAUUUUAUCCUCAAACUCAUGUAGAAACAGAGAAACCACUGCCACCAUUACCACCAGCAGCAGUUGAGGUAACGAAUGACGACGAACACGAGAUCGAAACCCGUGAUGUUCGAGAAAGUAAGUCGUCGAUUCCUCGCGAAGGGACGAGAUUCGACGAGGAUGGUUUCAGGAGCAAGGAAAUCUCGAAUGCCCUGGACAUGGCAGUCAUGAACAAGGAGUUUCUUGCUACGAUUUUACAUGACCGGCAUUCUCAUUUGGCCCCUCAAUCCACUGCUAGAAGGAACCGGUACUACAAGUCGAUGUCGUUCCCUUCAACGUCUCUCGAUUCUCCUUCGCUGAAAGAACCCCCACAGAAGCAACAGGGUGCGGGGAAAUCGAACGAGGCCGACAGACUUGCUCCACGACGACAACGAUUGGAAAGUCACCUACUCGACUCGAGAUCUUAUGCGCGCUCGCGCUCGAUGUCGACCAUCACCGCCGAGAACAGAGCAGAUGGGAUCUCGCAAUUGAUCAAGGGUCGAGGUGGUGGCAGCAGCAGAAACAAGACGGCGAUGAGGUGCUUGAAGGACCUCAAGCAGAAAAUCAGACAUGUGAUCACCAUGGAAGCUGUUCUUCACAGAAUCCCUCGAGGUGGUGGUGGAAUGUCCUCUGCCUCUGCCUCUGCGAAACAGCAAUCGUCGUCACCGAGUAAUAAAAAAGAAGGCGGGAAGGAGAAUGUAGUGGUGAUGAUGAGUCCAAGGAAGAGCUAUGAAGGUGAUUGCUGCAAAUACCUUCUAGCCAGCAAGAGUGAGAAUCAGAGGUUGAAGAGAACUUCCUCGCUCUGUGAAUCCUUGGAUAAGUAUUGUCAGUUGUACGAUUCUACAUUCAACAGAGGUCCUCAACGCAUGCCUGUGAAGCAGAAAACAGAGGACUCGUCGUCGUCGUCGAUUUCGCUUCCCGCGGUGGAGAAAUCGGGUGCAAAGGAAGAUGAAUCGACGAGUCCUGAUGAUCAAACACAAGCAUUAGUUGAGCCUGAUGUUGAAAUGACAUGUGAUGAUAAUGUGGUUUCAUCAACUCUGGCUCCUGAUGGGUUGAUUGUGAUGGAAGAGGAAGAGGAAAAGGAAAAGGAAGAGGAGGAAGAACAUAGAACUCCAGUGUGUGAGUUAUCAGUUGGGGAAUCAAACAAGGAUUUAGUUGAUGAACCCAUGUUUGUUAUAGAGGAUGAAGCCUCAAUCUCUGAGGAAGAAGCAAUUAGCUCUCCUCCAACCUUCUCCACUUUCAAAGAUUCAGAGCAAAUCCUGAGGAAUCUCAUUGCCAACAAGCUCAACUUCCUGGAAGACCAGAGAGCGGAGUCCAUCAUCGACGAGAUCAUAGUAGCCGAAGAAGAAAUCGACGAGAAGAACGAAUUCCAGUCGAAGAACGACGAUCGAGAAGAUCAUGACGAGGCGGUCGAGUUCAGAGUAGACCCGAACGAAAAGCCGAAGUUCGACUACGUGAAGGGAAUCCUCGACAUAUCGGGUUUCAGCAGGAAGGAGCUACUGGGAACAUGGCACUCCAACGAUCAACCGGUGGAUCCAGCGGUGUUCGAGGAGGCUGGACUGGACAGCAACUGCUACCACCAUCACUUGGCAAUGUUCGAUCUCAUCAAUGAAGUUCUAAUGGAGAUUUAUGCAAAGUCUCAUACCUAUUGCCCCAAGCCAUUGUCAUGGUUGUCACAAAUCAGGCCAAUGCCAGUUGGGUCUCAUGUGUUGAAGGAGGUUUGGGGGAAUGUGAAGUGGAGUUUGAGCUCACUGCCAGAUGAGAGUGAGCAAUUGCUGGAUUAUUUGGUUGGCAGGGAUUUGGGGAAGAGUGAUGGAUGGAUGAACUUGCAGUUUGAUUGUGAGUGUGUAGGGCUUGAGUUAGAAGACUGGAUUUUUGAUGAUCUUUUGGAUGAACUUGCUUUUGAGGAUGAUCCCAGAGGUUUUGCUUUUCGAUAAUCAAUAGCUGAAGGAAGCUUCUGCACAUAUUUGGGCUUGUACCAAGUCAUCUAGUUACCCUUUCUGAUUCAUGUAUGUAUACUAGGUAUUGAAAAUUUAU
Messenger RNA from Linum trigynum, 3867 nucleotides. NCBI's taxonomy places the organism in Eukaryota, Viridiplantae, Streptophyta, Magnoliopsida, Malpighiales, Linaceae. The record is from the annotation of a GenBank genome assembly.